AUGAGAGGCGCGGCCAUGGAUCGAGCGGCGACGUCCCCUGGGGGCACCGAGCUCGACUUUGACCGAGAACGGAUGUCGGGCGAGAGCCUUUCUCCAGGAAUGAUGCUGGGCACCAACACGUCGGUGUCCAGCGCCCCGUCGAUCGACUCCGGCUUCGGAGGCAUAUCCACGGCACCCAGCAACGCAAUGGGCUUCUCCGCGGCGGGCCUCGCGGUCGAGGGAUCGUCCCGCCGCCUCAGGCGCGGCGUGGCGCGCCCCGCGGAGGAGUACAUCACGGCGCUGCGCAAGGGCGCGAUGCUGUUCAAGUUCGGCCGGCAGGGCAACCCGCACAAGACGCGCUUCGUGCUGAGCCCGGACGGCUCCGAGCUGCGGUGGGAGUCGAAGAAGAAGGCGCAGGGGCUGCAGCGCGGGGUGCCGAUCCAGCACAUGAUCGGCGUGCGCGAGGGCCAGACGACGUCGGUGUUCAAGCGCCUGGCCAGCAAGUACCAGCAGUACGAGUCCAGCAGCUUCAGCGUCAUCUACGCCGACCCCACGCGCAAGGACCGGCUGCAGACGCUGGACAUCGUGUGCAACACCUUCGAGGAGUACGAGCUCUGGUUCCACGGCCUGCGCGCCCUGAUUCAGGCCCAGGAGUCGUCCCGGCACCCCGGCGCACCCCCCCCGCAGGCGCAGGCGCAGCGGCCCUCGCGGCUGUCGCGCGGCAGCCGCAUGGCGGGCACGCCGCGCGACGGCGACGGCGCGCGCGCGCAGGGGACGGAGGCCGCGGGGAGGGACGAGUGGGGCGAGCGCCCGCUGGCAGGCAGGCACCCCUCUGGGCGGGCGACGACCGACGGCGCGAUGCGGUUCUCGCGGGACGCAACACCGGGCCGCGCGGUGCCGGAGCGACCGCCGUCGUCGAUACCGCGCAACGGCGCCACGCUCGUAGCGCCCGCGGACCUGGACGACGCCGUAGGCACGGAGCCCGGCGAGGCGGGGCGGCCGAACGAGAAGCACGACACGCUCGUGUCCGACAUGAAGGGGAUCACGUCGCGCAUGGCCUCGCUCGGCGGGAAGUCCUGGGCGGCGUGGCCGCGGAAGUUGGCGCACGCGGAGCAGCCCGGGGACGCCUUCCUCUUCGGGUCGACGCUCAUGCUGCGCGGGGGCGGGGACCAGGCGCAGGUCGGACCGGCGCAGCGCCCGCCCAAGGGCUGGCAGGAGGAGGGGCGCCCCUUCGUCGUCCCCAACACCACCAGUCUGGACGUGCGCUCCUCGGCGGUGGGGCACCGGCACGCGCUGCUGGUCACCAAGGCGGGCGACCUGUACUCGUGGGGCGAGGGGCUGCACGGCGCGCUGGGCCACGGCACGCCCGUGGACGUGCCGAACCCGCUCAUGGUGCGCAGCCUGUACGACGCGGGCAUCAAGAUCAAGCAGGUGGCCACGACCGCGGGCGGCACCGUCGCGCUGUCGUGGACGGGCCGCAUGUACACGUGGGGCUCCAACCUCCACGGCGCGCUCGGGCUCGGCAACGUGCGGUCCACGUGGGUCCCGCGCGUCGUGCGCGGCGCGCUCGAGGGGCUCCGCGUGACGCAGGUCUCGUGCGGCGCGCGCCACGCCGGCUGCGUCACCGAGUGCGGCAGGCUCUUCACGUGGGGGGAGGGGUUCUGCGGCAAGCUCGGGCACGGCGACGAGGAGCAGGCGCUGUCUCCGCGGCAGGUGCAGUUCUUCCACAAGUUCCGCGUCCUGCAGGUCGCGUGCGGCGUGUGGCACACCGCGGCCAUCAUGGACCAGCCCGUGGGCUCCCUGGAACCCUCCGCGCCCGACGCCAUCGAGCCCAUCCCGUCGGCGCCGCUCCCGGAGGACCUCGCGGCGGUCCUGGGGGCGACUGGCGCCAUCAAGGAAGAGCCGUCGAAGGGCGACAUGAGCGACGGAGUGCCGAGCCAGCCCCUCACGCCCGCCGCGCGUCAGGGUCCGGACGAGGCCAGGCGCCUCCCGGCACACAACGCGAGCAGCGGCCUCAUUCAGGGCUCCAAGACCCCCGGGCCCGGACCGCGGCGCACGCGCGCGAAGCAGUCCAUCGGCAACGCCGAGGAGCUGUCGUUCGUCGGCCUCACGAAGGGCAGCGCGCAGGGCGGCGCGCUCGGCGUCCGAACGGGCGGCGACCCCAGCGAGGCCCCCGCGACGCAGGGACUGGAGCCGGAGCCCAGCGCGGAGGCACCGUCCGCGGCGAGCGACAUCGCCGUCGGGAGCUACCCGUCGCACACCGCGCAGAUCACCGCCGCGGCCGCAGCCCAGCGCGGCGCGAGCGCCGCGGGGGCGCCGCGCCAGGCGACGCAGACGGAGGGUCGGCUGAGCUUCCAUCUGGAGAGCAGCGCGGAGGACGAGGCGCGGGAGGCGCUCGCGGCGGUGGGCAUUCCUGAGAGGGACCCGCACGGCACCGGUUCGCGCGGUCCGUGGCCGCCGUCGUGUCCCGGGGGCGCGUUGUUCGCCUGGGGCCACAACAGGAGCGGCGCGGUGGGGGACGGGACGCGCGAGAGCACGGCGGUGCCGCGGCGCGUGGAGGGCGACAUCCGCGGCGCGUGCGUCGUGCAGGUGUGCUGCGGGCUGGACACGACGCUGGCGUUGACGGAGCAGGGGCGCGUGUACCAGUGGGGGCUGCAGGGCGUGGAGGGCGGCGCGAGCGUGGUGCUGCCGCUGGUGGUGAACCGCGGAGUGCUGCGCGACGCGCGCGUGACGGGCAUGGCGUGCGGGCUCUCGCACGCGCUGGCGCUGGUCGAGGGGCACGGCGUGGCGUCGUGGGGCCGCGGCUGCGAGGGGCAGCUGGGGCGGAUCGACCCCGCGACGCUGACGGCAGACGCGGACAUGGAGCCGCAGUGGCUGGACGAGUUCAAGCGCGAGAACGUCCUGGACGUGCGCGCGGGCUGCAACCACUCCCUCGUGGUGAUCGAGCACAGGGAGGGCAUGGAGCACCACCCGCCGUCGGUGUCCUCGAGCCAGGCCAGGGGCCUCAGCCCAAUUGCGGUGGCCACGACGGAGACGGGGUCCGCCGCCGGCCGCGCCCCGUCGCGGCGGCAGGUGUCGGUUGCCGUGCACAGCACGCCCCAGGAGAACGUCGUGUCGAGCCCGCCGGUCUCGGAUGACAACAGCCGGCCGCAGAUGGGCCUCCGUGCGAAGCUGUCGCGCGUGCUCAGCACGCGGAAGGGCAGCGGGGACGUCAGGGACACCAUGGCACAGAUGCGCCGCCAGCCCUCGCUGCACACGAAGCAGCCGAGCGCGCCGCCCAGGAGCUACCAGAUCGUGGCUCCCGUGGCCACGACGGAGCGCCAGUCCCCCUCCACCUCGGAGCACCAGCUCGGUGUGCCUGCCCCGGUGUCGUCCGUGGGGUACAGCGGGCGGGAGCUCCUGGACGAGCGUGGCGAGUCCGUGACCUCCCGCCCGCGAGACGCGCGGUCGUCGCUGCAGCACACGCGAAGAUCGGGCCGCGGCUCGCUCGGGUCGCAGCGCGAGCUGAACGCAACGCUCGCGUCAUCGCCGCCGCGCAGCAACGCCAUCGUCGGGGCGAGCUCGUGGAAGUCGCGGCGACCCGCGGCGGACGCUGCGCCGUCGCUCCAGCAGCCCGCGCAGUCCUCCGCGGCCACCGCCACCAACACUGUGUGCGAGGCGGCCGCGCGCUUCCUCUCGACAGCCGGCGCGGCCCUGAGCGAGACGGAGCGGUCGCAGAUCGCCUGGGCCAUGGACAUCCUCGAGAGGGCGCAGAGGGGCGAAGAGAGCCCCCAGGCGCCCCCCUCCAUCACGCCACGGUCCACUCCGACGGCGCGCCGCGAAAACAGCCUCCGCGGCCGGUUCGGCGCGGGACCGCUCCACGUGCGCAUUCCGUCGAGCCCGAACGGCGAAGUCACCGGCUCCGGGCGCACUGUCGUCGUACACUCGGGGUCGCCCAGCCCCGUGCCCGAAUCCAUCUUCGUCGCAGCCCCGGCCAACGGCGGCCCGCGGCGGCCCGCUCGCGCGCUGGAGGGCGGCGACCAGGCCGUCAGCACGCCGCCGCGCCCGCCGCGCGACGCCGGGGCGUCGACCACCCCGCUCGCAGGCGAGCAGGAGGUGGUCCCGGGGGUGUUUUUGACCAUCCGGGAGGCGUCCGACGGGCGGCGCGUGGUCCACAAGGCGCGCUUCUCGCGCAAGUUGUUCACAUCCGCGGACGCCACGCGCUGGUGGGCGGCGAACAGGGACGCGAUAUGCCAAAAACAUGGCCUCGUCCUCUCCGGCCCUGCAAAGCCACCGGUGCGGCGGCCUCCGCCGACCGCGGCCGGCGAGCCCACGUUGCCGCCGGAGCCUGCGCAGGCGCCGUCCUCAACGCCCCCACGGCUGGCUACAACCCCCCAGGCAGGUUCUGCAAGGCCAGCGCCAAUCGCCAUGGCCUCGCCCGUCGAGGUCCCGCCCCAAAGCCCCCCGGCGCAGCCGUCAGCCGUUCAGCCGGACCGCGCGGCCCAGGGCAAGGCCUCCGAGCCUGGCGUGCACGAGCACGGCAAGAUCACCAUCCCUGCCCUGCAUCAGUACGUGUCACGCCAACCGGGCACGAGCAGCACCAGCUCCUCGCCGCGCCAGGGCCCGGUCGCGCGGCCCGCGGAGCCCGUCGAGGAGCCGCACGAGGAGCGGCCCGUCGCGGAGCCGCCGGCGUCCGCAGAGCCGAUGGACCAGAUUUCAACAGGGGAGUGGUCGGCCGCACAGGCGCCGUCCAUGGGGAUGAACGACUCGGCGGAGGACGGCACGGACGUAGACGACACCGGGCGCGAUGGGCCCGGCAUGAGCGACCGGAAGGGGCGCGCGAAGGAGCUCCUGAAAGCGCUGGGCCGCAGCCUCAAGCGGGAGGGCGCGGGCAAGGAUUCGGAGCCGGAGAAGCUCGCGCCGCGGCGUCGCCGCGGGCCCGACGCGCAGGACUUGUACGAUGAGACGGGUGCGGGGCCUGGUUCGCCCGGCCCAGUCCGGAGCAGCCUGGGGGCAGGUCCCAUGCGCCGCCGCGAGCACUCAUCGAUCCAUCCGGCGCCUUCCGGCCCGCCGCGGCCCCUGGACAGCAUCGGCACUGGACACAGCAGCGUGCUCGACCGGGAGCUCGAUGACCUCAUCGGCAGCUUCAGCGGCAAGGAGCGGAAGCCUGCGCCGCACGGCGUACAGUUCCGCACCAGCAAACCGUCACCCGCAGCGCACACGAGCGACCUGCGGGCGAACAAGGUCAUGCAGGGGCAGUCCGCCCCCGCGGGAAAGCACCGCCGAGCGGCCACCUACGCUGGGCGCGACUUUGGAGGCGCGUCGCUGCCCCCCGCCGCGUCGGGCUCGCGCCAGGUGCAGCACACAAUGACGGCAGGACACGUGGAGGGACUCAGGGGCCGGAUGUCGUCGCGCAUGGGCGCCGAGGACAGCGGGCGCGGGUCCAUCGAACACAGUGGGCGCGAGACGACCCAGUAG
Molecule: messenger RNA, 5436 nt
Organism: Pedinophyceae sp. YPF-701
Lineage: Eukaryota; Viridiplantae; Chlorophyta; Pedinophyceae
Source: the annotation of a GenBank genome assembly